AUGGCCCAUCGACUUGUAGCUGGCCUGCAUUCUUUCUGGCCUCGUCCGAAUCAUGAUUCCUCGCAUCUCGAUUUCAGGGUGUUCGUUGACGCACUCCGGAAAGACGGUGACCUCGCCGAGAUCAAUGAUGAAGUAGACCCGCAUCUCGAAGUCGCUGCCAUCACCAGACGAGUCUACGAACGUCGCGCAAAAACUCCGCUAUUCAAUAACGUCAAAGCUGCCAGCCUUGAAGACAUCAUUGACCGGAUGUUAUCCGCGAAAAAGACCGCACCGAUACCACCUAUCCAUGUCAGCACCGGCCCCUGCAAAGAAAGGAAAAUCUUGGGAGAGGACGUGGAUCUCACGAAACUCCCCGUUCCACUGCUGAAUAAGGCUGACGGGGGCGACUACAUCCAAACUCUAGGUAUCAACAUCGUACAGCAUCUAACGGAACCAUGGACGAACUGGUCAAUCGCACGCGCGAUGAUCCACGACAAGAACCGUAUGGCAGAUGUGCCGUAUGCGAUUGCGCUAGGUGCUCCGCCGAUUGCAGUAAUGGCAGCGAGUAUGCCGCUUCCGGCGGGUGUGACUGAGGCGGAGUACGUUGGAUCACUUUGUGGCUCGCCGCUUGAGUUGGUGAAAUGCGAGACGAAUGACAUUUAUGUUCCUGCAAACAGCGAGAUUGUCCUCGAAGGAACAAUUUCAGUGACAGAUCGAGGCAAAGAGGGACUUUUCGGGGAGAUGCACGGAUAUAGCUUCCUGGACGAAGAAUUGGACCAGCCUCUCUACAAGGUCAACGCUAUCACGCAUCGCGAGAAUGCCAUUCUUCCCCUUUCUGUGCCCGGGAGAGCAACCGGACCAGACGAAACUCACACCAUGAUCGGCACCUUGGCCUCCGCAAAGAUCAGGCAGUUGUUGCAGGACAACGUCCACCGCUUGCUCGUCGUUGGAGAUGACAUCAAUCCCUUCAACUUCAACGAUGUCAUGUGGGCAUUUGCGACUCGCUGCCGGCCAUCGAUGGAUGAAUUUCAUUUUGCGGAUGUGGAUGCGUAUCCGCUCGUUCCGUACAUGUCGCAUGGCCCUGGGACGAAGCUUACGGGCGGGAAAGUUGUUGGAAAUUGCUUGCUGCCAUUGGAAUACGAGAUGGAGCAGAACUGGGUUACAUGUGAUUUUGCGAACGGGUAUCCGGAGGAUGUCAAGGAGAAGGUUCUGGAGAGGUGGGACAGGUUUGGUCUAGAAUGAAAAGGUCUAGGUGUCGUGGAUCGGCUAAUGGAGGUGAUUUCUCCUUAAUGUCAUUCUUACGCAGCAUCUAGCUUCGUCCUAGUAGUUCCCACGUGUGAUUGGCGUACCACGAUUCCUAAUAUCUCCAUCCUAUGUCAUUCCUCAUUUCCUUCGGCUCUUGAAAUUUAAGAAGCACGGGAAAAUAUUUAAUAUAUCCUCAUGCGUGAAAUCAAUCGGGCCAAUCCGAUUGAGAGCCCGAUUGAUACCUAAUUAGCUAGCAGAUUGAUUGGAGUGGUGAGAGAAGGGCCGGCCUACUCGGCCGGCCGAUGGACGGAUUGAGGAUUGGAC
Messenger RNA from Mytilinidion resinicola, 1548 nucleotides. RefSeq names its product UbiD-domain-containing protein. Gene Ontology annotation, cellular component: cytoplasm. The transcript is spliced from 5 exons. Gene Ontology annotation, molecular function: carboxy-lyase activity. The record is from RefSeq and is a predicted model, not a curated record. Gene Ontology annotation, biological process: cinnamic acid catabolic process; ferulate metabolic process. Lineage: Eukaryota; Fungi; Ascomycota; Dothideomycetes; Mytilinidiales; Mytilinidiaceae. The coding region runs from base 1 to 1221 and encodes 406 amino acids.